GCAGACGACCGGAAGUCCGAAACGUAGAUUGAAUUUGGAAGCAGCUGGUUGGAAGGAUGUUUGAUGAACUGCAGAGCCUGGUAGCUCAAUUUAAAGCAUUAGCAACUGAGAUUUCUGAUGAGAAUGCAUUUUCAAAUUGUACUAGUAAAUGGGUGGAUAACUUGGACAGAGGUAUCAAGUUAUGUGAGGCAUUACCUCAUUUAGAAUCUAUUAAUCCAGGACAGUCUGCACAAGUUUCUGAGUUAGAGACUAUUGCAUUAGGACUUUGGAACCUUUCUGUUGCAUUAAAAACAAAGGGAAUGGUGUCUGCAGUUUCAAAUGCCAAAAUACGUCACAUUGCAUUUUGGAUGCUGGAGUUUUGUGGACAAUGUUUUGAGAAUGAAUCCAAUCUAAAGAGACUGAUAAUGAUGGGGCUAAAAACUGGAAGGGCUUGGUUAGAUGGAAAUGUAGCAGAGUUUGCUGAAAAGGUCCUUUUUAAAUCAGAGAAGUGUAUACAAAGGUUAAGAAAAUUGGUGAUAGAUAAAAAUGCAGUCAAUGAAGAUUCUGAGUCAUCAGUAAAAGAGAAACUAGAGAUUGAACAAGAUCUGUUCACUCUACUCUGUUACCAAGCUGAAACUUUUGUGUCCUUGUCAAGACCAGAAGAUGCUUUGGAGCAAAUGUUAAAGGCAAAAGAACUUCUUCCAAAAUUUCCAAAGGAGGCAUCAUUCCUAUCAAUGUUAUGUUAUAACACAGGAGUAGAGCUAUUUCAACAAAAGCUGUUUGCUGAAGCUACUGUGUGGCUUAGAGAAAGUUAUGAAUUAGGGAAAGGUCAGCAGUCCAUCGGGCCAAAGAAUCAGGCAAGAACUUUACGGUUAUUGUCCUAUGUAUACCUAGAGUAUAAACAAGAUGAGAACAUACAGAAUGCCUUAAAUGCCAUAAGUCUAGCUAACACUGAACAUUGUCAUCCUGCUGGUGUUUUCACAAAGUUGAAGAUUGUUUUACUACAGAAUGCUGCUGAUAAUGUUGUCAAGAGAGCAUGUGAAGAAUUGCUUAGUAUCCCUGAACUUACUGUUGACCUCAGUCUCAAUACACUUCAAACUGUCAAUCAGUAUAAUAGGGUAGAAAUUAUGACAUGGCUGAUUGAGGAGUUACUGAAGAGGUUUGAGCACUCUCCAGAUAUUGGCAAACUGCUUGUUACCAACGCUGAGGUUCUUCUUAAUGCUGGAAUGAAGAAACAAGCUAAGGAAUUUGUUGAAUAUUGCAUUACAGCUCAUCAUACAGGAAGACCACUGGAGUUGUCUAUAAAGAAACGAUUUCAUGUUUUAUUCUGGGAACAGGCAGCAGCAAGUUAUGAGGGAAAGGAUUUUGAGGAGGCCUUGCAGUGGUAUAAUUACUCUCUCAGCUUGUACACUCAGUCUGACACUGGAGAUUUAAACCUCGCAAAACUGCAUAGGAACAGAGCCAACUGUCUCAUUGCAACACAUCAACUUGAUAUGGCUAAAGAGGCUAUAGAACAAUCUGUAAAGAAUGAUCCUACUUGUGCACAUGCUCAGUACAUAUGUUUCAAGCUGGCUCUUCUGGAAAAUAACAAUGUCAAAGCAUGUGAAUCUUUGAAGAAAUUAUGUGAAUUGGCUUCAACAGACAAUGUAAUAGCAAGUGGUGAUUCUCUGGGCCUCUGUGGACUUGUGGCUCUAGCUGCUCAACAAGCUCUGGAGACUGACAAGACAGAAGCAGCUUGUGUAGCAUUGGAACAUCUUAGCAAUACCAGCACAGAUAUUGAACAGGUGCUCACAUCUCUCAGAUGUCUUAUUAGACUUAAGCUGUCAGUUGCUGACAAAUCUACAGAGCACAGAAACGAAGCUUUUGAAAUCAUAUCUUACAUCAGAAUGGGAUACAACAAACUUUUAAAGCUGCAAGAUGAGGAUAACAACAGAAAUCAGUUUGUCCAGAAUGAGGCCAACUGGCUCAUGAAAAUAGCUUGGAAUUUGGCAUUACAGUAUGAAGAUGAGCCUUUACAAAUGAAGGAACUUUACACACUUUGUUCACAGUUGCUGUCAUUGAAUGCCCAGGAUGAAAGUUGUCAGUCAAGACAAAUGACUUGUAUACUAAUGUCUGCAGCUGCUUGCCUACAAGUUGCCAGAAAUACAAAUGAGGAGGAUAAAAGGAAAGGUGUGCUAGAAGAGUGCCUUGAACAUCUGGGUGCCUGUAGAGAACUGUAUGGCAGAAUAAGGCAGCAUUUUAUAGGAAUGCCAGAAUCGCAUAACAGGGAGACAGAUAUUCUACUUUUAUUGUAUGAGUUUGAGGCUCGUAUUCACCUGAAAGAUCCUGGAGUGGAGAAUGUUCUAGAGAAAGCACUCACAACAUCUGGACCGGAUCCUAAAACAUUUGAGACACUAGCAGCUAUAGCAAUAGAACCACCAGCUCAUAACAAGAAUGUUGGUGUAAGAGCCUUGAAAGUGGCCAUAAGGAAACAUCUACAGGCUAAACAACCAGACCUAUCAAAAUGCAGUAAACUGUUUCACAGUUUGAUUCAACUGUGUCUAAGUGGAGGGUCUGCUCAGGAUAUAUCUGGUAAACAGGAUGCAUGGAACUAUUACAUGGAAAUAUUUGACCUAAUCACUACCACACAACUGGGUGAAUAUCCAGAGAUGGAGAUUGUCUGGUUAAUGACAAAAGCUUGGAACUGUGGCAUCAGUUUAUAUAGUUGUAAUAAGUAUACAGAGGCAGAGAAAUGGUGUGGUAUGAGUAUGAGAUUGUUAAAAUACCUUCCUACAUUCAGAAAUAACUACCAAGAUCAUAUGAGCAGUGUGUAUGCUGAUAUCCUGGCCAAAGUUGAGAAUACAGCUAAGAGACCCAGUCUUGAAAUGCUAGAUGUACCAGUGUGAUAUUUUAUUUUUUGUUUCUUAUAGAGACAAUUCGGAAUAAGUUAAGACAAAUGUUAAAUAGCCAAAAUGAAUUCAAUUUAACAUUUAAAAAAAAAGUGGAACUCUGUGAUCAUUUGAUAAUGGACAUUGUCAGUAAAAUACUGAAAAUAGAUAUUUCAAAUUGUAUAUAUUAUUUCUGGAAAAUUUCCACAGUCAUCAAGCAUUUGAUUGUGCACAUUUUUAAUGGUUAUAUACUGAGAUUAUAGUUUUAUGAAAAAUAUGAUGUAUUAAUUAUUUCUGUAUAUGAAUAAACCUUACUUUUAAACUGUU
This is a messenger RNA of Ruditapes philippinarum (Manila clam), 3173 nucleotides long. RefSeq names its product testis-expressed protein 11-like. Bases 57 to 2864 code for a protein of 935 amino acids. The transcript has 30 exons. Gene Ontology annotation, cellular component: central element. The record is from RefSeq and is a predicted model, not a curated record. Gene Ontology annotation, molecular function: protein binding. Gene Ontology annotation, biological process: reciprocal meiotic recombination; synaptonemal complex assembly; male meiosis chromosome segregation. Lineage: Eukaryota; Metazoa; Mollusca; Bivalvia; Venerida; Veneridae.